GAUCCGGGUGGCUGCGGGCAGCGGCGGCGGCGGCGGCGGCUACGGGGUCGGGGUUGCUACAGGGGCCAGACAGCAGGCAGUAGCGAGUUCGAAGGCAGAAGCUCCGCAGGCAGCGCCCUCCACGCGAGGUGACCCCCUUCAGAGGGAGCACACCCGACCCGCAUCUCCACGUCCCAGCAGGGUUCCAGCCCGCCCUCCAGGAGGCUCCCUGCCAAGAUGGCGUCAGCUGGAGACCCCUCGACGGGCCAGCGGGAUGCAGCAGACCAGAACUUCGACUACAUGUUCAAACUGCUGCUCAUCGGCAACAGCAGCGUGGGCAAGACGUCCUUCCUGUUCCGAUACGCCGAUGACUCCUUCACACCUGCCUUCGUCAGCACCGUGGGCAUCGACUUCAAGGUCAAGACUGUCUACCGCCACGACAAGAGGAUCAAGCUGCAGAUCUGGGACACGGCGGGCCAGGAGCGCUACCGUACAAUCACCACAGCCUACUACCGCGGAGCCAUGGGCUUCCUGCUUAUGUAUGACAUCGCCAACCAGGAGUCCUUUGCCGCCGUGCAGGACUGGUCCACACAGAUCAAGACCUACUCCUGGGACAAUGCUCAGGUCAUCCUCGUGGGGAACAAAUGUGACCUGGAGGACGAGCGUGUUGUGCCUACUGAAGAGGGCCGGAGGCUCGCCGAUGACCUUGGUUUCGAGUUCUUUGAGGCCAGCGCCAAGGAGAACAUCAACGUGAAGCAGGUCUUUGAGCGCCUGGUGGACAUCAUCUGCGAGAAGAUGAAUGAGUCCCUGGAACCUAGUUCCAGCCCAGGCAGCAAUGGGAAAGGCCCCACCUUGGGGGAUGCCCCACCCCCACAGCCCAGUGGCUGCAGCUGCUAGAGAUGGUCCCCAAACCCCAUCCACCACCCCACCUGCCUCGGCAGGGACUGUGACUGAGGCAUGAGCCACAAGCCCUGUUUCCUAGCUCAGGGCACCCCCUCCCCUCCCAUCAGCCACCCCCCAACUCCCGCAUGGCUCAUUCUCUGGCCAUGGCUGCCAGCCUGCCCAAGCAGCCCCUGUCACAGGCUGCAGACCCUGGGGACUCUGCAUAGCAGGCAGGGUCUGGGGAGAGGGGUGUGCACGAGCUUGCUGCUUUCAGGCAUUUUAAUGGGGGUCGUGCGGGCAGCGUGGCCCACCCUGACUGGUGGAGGAGGGCAUCCACAGUGCCUUCUGGGUCUGAACCACUGUCCACAUCCAUCCUGUGUCAGGCAUUGCUUGGAGUUCAUGUGCUGGCCAAAGGUGGCCUUCUUUUCCCUCGGGCAAUGGGAGUCCUCAGAGUUCAUCCCCGGAGGUGUGGAAAGAAGCUCUUUUCUCAGGGUCGCCCAGCCUGCCUGCAAACCUUCUCAGACCUCAAGUGUCCAAGACCCCUCUCUUCUGGCCUGCAGAUCCUCUGCCUGUGAAAGUAGUAUUAAAGCAGCUUUUCCCGUUGCAAAGAAACAGGGAGUCAGGACCCGCCCCCCUGCCAGCUUCAGGGACCCCAAAGUGCCUUCUGAGCUUCCGCAGAAUUCCACAUCACCCAUGACUCCACCACUGUCAGCUGAUUCCCUGCAUCCCUGUUCCAGAAUUGAAUUCUGGAACUAUGAGCUGCAUCAGGCUGGGCAGAGAAGCACCCAACCCCUAGUAUGUCUGCUGGGGACUUUUUCCCAGGAGUUAAUUCAGAGCCAGGAGCCUGGGCUCUCCUGCUCAGACCUGCCUCCCGAGGGGCCUUGUUUGGCUGGUAAUGUUUUAAGCAAGGUCUUUCCACAUCUGUCAUCCUGCUAGCAAAGGAAAUUGAGCAAUGUUCCUGUAGCCUGUGCUGGCUGGCGACUUUCCAAUGUGGGGGCUACUUGGGCUCCUCCCACUUCAAGACCAAGUGUUGGCUUCUCCCCUCCCCCGCCUCCAGCCAUAUCAUCGCUGGGGGUCCUGUGACAUCUUCUGCCAGUGGAGGAAUCACUCUAAAGAAUGCUUUAGAGGGGUUGGGCCAGAAGAGUGAGAAGGCAGGGUUAGGUAACUGCUGUUGCCACUUGCAUUUCCCAGAUGCAGCUUGGGAGCGGCAGGCUGAUGGGGGAUGGGCAGGGACCAGUCUCCCUGGUUGAGGCACUAGCAGGGAGCCCACCAGUUUGGGGUCCCCUGCUACCAGGGGCUCCUGCUGGGAGGUGAUGUGUGGUUUGGUGAUCUACAGCUUGACACCACCCCCUCCAGCUUCCAUCCUCAGCUCAGUGGCCCUUUCUGCCUAGCAGAGUCCAAACCUUGUGACAUGGCACCUCUUUGUGUCCUGGAACACUGAUGCUCCAGAAUUUGACAGACACUGUGAGGGCAAACAAAGCGUGCGGUCUGUGUUCCCUGCUUCAGUCUCCCAGUCCUCGCUGCCAAAAAACGACUUCCUGUAGCCUUCAAGAUCUCAGCUGCCUCCUUCCAGGAGCAGGGAAGGGCUGGUUCAAGUUUAACAUAGCUCUUACCUUUGUGGAAGCUGGAGUUUAAAUUUAUUUCUGGAGGGCCCUGUUCACCCCAAACUAGGGGCUGCCCUUGGAGCUUCCAAGUGAGAAUAUCUUUGUAUAUUAACAAAUUAGACUGAGGGGAAACAGACAAGUUCUUGGAAAUGCAACACAUGAGAGUAUCUGUAGGUUGGGGCAGGAGUCAGAAACGAGAGUUGCUUUAAUAUAAAAGAAAUGAAAGCAGCUACAAAAAUUCUUCUAGAAAUGCACCAUGGCCUGUCAAGUUUCUAUUGGCCAGCUGUUUUCCUUUAACUGCUGCCAGAAAAAAAGAUGGGGCAGAGUGCCAAUAACUGAGGGUCGAGCUGAUUUGUCAUUGCCUGUGUGAUAAAAGACAGCUUUGGCUGCAUCUUAUACCUGACCUGGCCUAAGUUUUCUGUUUACACAAAAUGUUUCAACAGUUCAGCUUCAACGGAGACAGCUGUCUCUGGGUUCUCUCAAGACAGAAUAAUUUAGGAAAUUUUUCGUUGUUGGUUUCUUCUAAAACUAGUAUGUUUUACUUUUAUGAUGUUUUGAGGGAAGUUUUAACUCCUGAUGGUCUCUGGGUAACUGAAACUGAUGUCUUGGAAGAUCACUGAGGGGUGGGGAAGGGGGACUAUGGAAGUUUGUUGAGUUUACAAACAAACAUUGAACCAAAGGCUGUGGGAAAACAGCUUCCCAGCCCCAGGGAGGCUCGGAUCUGGGGUGGUCACUUGAAGCUGUAUCCUGCAACCAUGCUGUGCCUUCUUACCAUUUGCUUUUAGUAACUUAUCUUUCCAUUGGCAGUUUCAAUGGGAAAUUGCCAUGGCUGCCAUUUGGGGAUUGGAGUUGUGCUUUUUUUUUCCCCUUUAUUUCUUUGGCUUCUCUCCUAUUCCACUGAACAAAGCAAGUAAGGGGGGAAAUUGGGCCUCAGUGUUGAAUUGCUAAUUCCCCUACCUAGCUUCUCCCCAGGGAUCCAAAAAUCACUCCAGGGAGCUAGCUCUGGACCUGGUCAUUUUUAUCCUGGUUGUGAUUUUGUGUAAGCCCUUCUUUGAUGUACACUCGAAGAGAUGUGCACUUGUCACUAUAAGAAAAAAUAUUAAAAUCGAAACGCCCAGA
Molecule: messenger RNA, 3584 nt
Organism: Phacochoerus africanus (Common warthog)
Lineage: Eukaryota; Metazoa; Chordata; Mammalia; Artiodactyla; Suidae
Gene: RAB3D
Product: RAB3D, member RAS oncogene family
Exons: 5
Coding region: 217-876 (219 amino acids)
Biological process (GO): regulation of exocytosis; protein secretion; protein localization to plasma membrane
Cellular component (GO): plasma membrane; synaptic vesicle; endosome
Molecular function (GO): GTPase activity; GTP binding
Source: RefSeq, a predicted model, not a curated record